CACGAUCUCUGAAUCGGCCUAUAACCUCAUUUCUCGAGUCAGCCGCAAUCACGUCGAUAAAUGCCCCUCACGCCAGAAGCAGAUGAGUGAAAUGAGCUCCUACCCCAUCCCCCAAGUCACGCGAGUCUCAACCGCCAGUCUGCGCAAAUUCCCUCCAAACUCUGGGGACACCCUCUUCCGGAUAUCAUCUUCCAAUCACAUAUCACUUCGCUCGGCAACUCAAUGGUUCGCAGCAAUUAUUCUACUGCUCUCGGGGACCGUCAUUGCCAUAGAACAUCUCUCUUUCAAAAGCGCCUCUUUCCACCGCCGCCAAGUCUAUAACUCCCCUACCGCAGCACCAGCAGAGAACGAAAGUCCAUCUUCCUCGUCAUCCUCGAAUUAACACGGAUGUCAAGCUCUCAGCUAUGCUUUACCAACAAGCGCUAACGAGCUCUACCUGCCUUAUGCCAUGCUGCAAGACGCAAUCCAUCCGCCAACUCAAUUAAAAUAGGUCGACGGUUUUACAGCACUAUCCUGCAA
Hyaloscypha bicolor E is the source of this 519-nucleotide messenger RNA. RefSeq lists its product as uncharacterized. The coding region runs from base 83 to 382 and encodes 99 amino acids. The record is from RefSeq and is a predicted model, not a curated record. NCBI's taxonomy places the organism in Eukaryota, Fungi, Ascomycota, Leotiomycetes, Helotiales, Hyaloscyphaceae. The transcript has a single exon.